AUGACCAUCAACCGGAUGGUCAUCGCGGAGCUCUGGUUUGAGCCGCCCGUGUUAGGCAGCAGCUCCCACGAGCCGUCUGUUUUAAACGUGAGAAAGAACGUCAGCAAUCACGCGUCUCCCUCUGAGUUUUCCCUCAUUUUCCCGACCUUCUGUACUCAGCAAGGAAGGCUCAGGGUGUGCACUCGCCACAGCCUUCCCGGCUGGAGUUUGCUAAAUGGGUCCCUGGGAGAUGGAGCCCCACUGUCCGUGCGUGUCACGGGGUGUGCCGGGGAGCUGGGGCGUGUCUGUGUGCACCGGGGCCUGCCAGAACAGCGGCUGCCAGGGCGCCCCGGGCAGCGGGCCACCAGAAUCAUGCCCAGACCGAAGGCGCACGGGCAUUGUUCCUUUUGCAGUAAAAACGACACCAAGUGCCUGUCCGAUUCUUGCCAAAGCAAAUCUACGUGCAAGGAUUUCUCAGAAGACAAGAGCUGCCGCUGUUCAGACACAGCCGUUCACGGGGACAAAGACUGCGGGGAGGAGGAGGACCCCUGCCUCUCCAGCCCCUGUCCAGGACUCGCCACGUGUGUUCGCGUCCCGGGGGAGAGGCGCCCUCUGUGCAGAUGUCCUCCCGGGCACAGCGGGGCCGGCUGCGACACCAGCGCUGGCCCCUGCGGGCCCCGCUCCUGCCUGCACGGGGGCGUCUGCCACCAGGACCCCGGGCCCGCCGUGUGCGUCUGCCCCGCUGGCUACACGGGAAGGUUCUGCGAGCUGGACCUCGACGAGUGCGCGUCCAGCCCCUGCCUGCACGGCGCUGUGUGCCGGGACGGAGGCGACGGCUACUCCUGCUUCUGUGUCCCGGGCUAUCAGGGCCGGCGCUGCGACGUGGAAGUGGACGAGUGCGUGUCAGAGCCCUGCAGGAACGUGGCCACGUGCCUCAACGAGAUCGGACGGUACACCUGCGUCUGCCCGCGCGGGUUCUCGGGUGUAAACUGUGAACUGGAAGUUGAUGAGUGUCGGUCCCAGCCCUGCCUCAAUGGUGCCACUUGUCAGGACGCUGUGGGGGCCUACUUCUGUGACUGUGCCCCCGGAUUCCUGGGCGACCACUGUGAGCUCAACACGGACGAGUGUGCCAGUGGGCCGUGUCUCCAUGGUGGACUGUGCGUGGACGGAGCCAACAGGUACAGCUGUACCUGCACAGGUAGUGGAUUCACGGGGACGCGCUGUGAGACCCUGAUGCCCCCGUGUUCGUCAGAGCCCUGUCACAACAACACCACCUGCGAGGACCGUGCUGACAGCUACACCUGCCACUGCCAGCCUGGUUUCACGGGCGUCCAGUGUGAAACCUACCUCGACAGAUGCGGGAGUGGCCCCUGCCAGGCAGGCGGGCAGUGUGUGGAGCUGUCCUCGGAGACAGGGCGUGAGCGCCUGGCCCAGCUGCAGUCUGCAUCCGGCCGCCCUGAAGCCUCCGGUUACAUCUGCAUCUGUCCACCCGGCCUCACAGGUUAUAAAGAGGAGAUUCUGUCAAAAGUCAGAGGCCACUGCUACGUUGCCUCAUCAGAGGAAAGAACGUGGCUGACCGAUGUAUCUGCAGAUCUGAACAAGAGAGGCAAUAACAUGCCCCAGGAAAGAGUCCACUGUGAAGAGGCCGUGGACGAGUGCUCCUCCAGCCCUUGCCGCAACGGCGGCACUUGUGAGAACUCGCCUGACGGUUACGCUUGCCACUGCCCGUUGGAUCCCCGUUCUGGAGCCUUCUAUGGAGGCAGGGACUGCUCCGAUCCUCUCCUGGGCUGUGCCGAUCGUCCGUGUCUAAACAACGGGACGUGCGUCCCCCACGUCCACGACGGCCGGCACGGAUUCGACUGCCUGUGCCCCGCUGGCCACACCGGGUCACGGUGUGGAACCGUCACCACGCUGUCCUUCGACGGCAGCGGCUUCCUGUGGGUCCCGAGUGGCCCAGCUCCGGCCCGGGACUCAGGCUGUACCGUGGCCCUCAGGUUCCAGACCGUCCAGCCGGCGGCCCUGCUGCUCUUCCGGGGUGACCGGGAUGCGUUUGUGAUGCUGGAGGUGCUGGCCGGCUUCGUCCACUUGACCCUUCAAGUCGGCGAUCGGCCGAAGGUGGUCCUGCUCAUCCCCCAGGAGACCAGCGACGGAGGGUGGCACGCCGUGGAGGCGACGUUUGCAGAGGCGGUGACCCUCGUCCUAGGCGACGACGCUUGCGCGGGGGCGUGCAUCGCUAGCGCUCCUUCUCCGUUUGAACGCGAUGGGCCUUCAGCGUGCGCGCUCCAGAAUUCCUUUCUGGGGGGCUUGCCAGAGGGAAGCGCCCGCAGUGGUGAUGCUCCGCUUCGCGUCUAUGAGAUACCAUCCGCACCUUCGCUCGUAGGCUGCCUCCAAGACGUGCAGCUGGACUCGAAUGCCAUCACCGCGGAGAACAUCUCAUCCGACGCGUCUCUGAAUGUCAGGGCGGGCUGCACCCGAAAGGACUGGUGUGAGAGCCAGCCUUGUCACAACAGAGGACGCUGCCUCAACCUGUGGCUCGGUCACCGCUGUGAGUGCCACCGGCCCUACCGCGGCCGCAGCUGUCACGGAGAGUAUGUGGCAGGCAGAUUUGGCCAAGAUGACUCUCCCGGAUAUGCUGUUUUUCAUCUCGACAAGGAUUACGAAGAGGACCUCACGCUCUCCAUGUUUGUUCGAACACGUCGUCCGUCCGGCUUGCUCCUAGCUCUGGGAAACGGCACUUAUCAACACCUCCGUGUUUGGCUAGAGCAUGGAAGGCUAGCGAUGCUGACUCCAGGUUCUCCCAAAUUAUUAGUAACAUUUGUUCUCAGCGAUGGACACGUCCGCUUGGUAUCUUUGAAAAUCAAGCCAAAUAAAAUUGAACUGUAUCAGUCAUCAGAAAAUCUAGGAUUUCUUUCUGCUCAUACGUGGAAACUCCAAAGAGGAGAUGUCCUCUACGUUGGCGGACUCCCUGACAGGCGAGAGACUGAGAUUAGUGGUGGAUUCUUCAAAGGCUGCAUCCAAGAUAUAAGGCUAAACAACGACAACCUGGAAUUCUUCCCAAAUUCGACGAGCAGCGCAGCCUACAAUGCCAUUCUUGUCAAUGUGACGGAAGGCUGCCCCGGAGACAACCUGUGUGAGCCCAACCCCUGUCACCACGGAGGCGUCUGCUACCUGCUGUGGGAUGACUUCUCCUGCUCCUGUCCUGCCAACACAGCCGGGAAGGUCUGCCAGGAGCUGCGCUGGUGUGAACUCGGCCCGUGUCCCCCUAGUGCCCAGUGCCUGCAGCUGCCUCGGGGAUUCGAAUGUAUCGCAAAUGCUGUUUUGAAUGGACAAAGCCGUGAGAUAAUAUUCAGGAGCAGCGGGAACAUCACCAGAGAGCUGACCAACGUCACGUUCGGUUUCAGAACGAGGGAUGCACAUGUGAUCAUACUGCACGCAGAGAAGGAGCCUGAAUUCCUUCGUAUUCACAUUCGGGAUUCCCGGUUGUUAUUUCAGCUGCGAAGCAGCAACAGCUUUUACACGCUGAGUCUGAAGAGUCUGCAGCCGGUGAGCGACGGCGUGUGGCACCAGGCGACCGUCUCCAUGACAGACCCGGGGGCCCAGGCCUCCAGGUGGCAGAUGGAGGUGGACGGGCAAACGCCUCCUGUGACCAGCGCAGUCGGUGCCGGGAGCCUCGGCUUCCUGAAGGGUGGCACAGACAUCUAUGUGGGUGCCCGAGCUAGCGACAGCACGCGGGCCCCGCGAGGAUGUCUAAGCACGAUCGCCAUCAGCGGCCUCUAUCUCUCUUACUUUGGAAGUGUCCGUGGCUUGAUGAGUAGACCUCAGGAGGGGCGGUUUCUCAAAGUCUCUGUGCGUCCGGUGGAGACGGGCUGCCUGCAGCUCGACGCCUGCCACUCCGGGCCCUGCCUGCAUGGAGGCCGCUGCGAAGACACCUACGGCUCCCACCGCUGCACCUGUCCCGCGGGACGGUCGGGGCCACACUGCGAGCUCGCCAUCGACGAGUGCCUUUCAAGCCCCUGUAUCCACGGCAACUGCUCCGCCCCCGGCGGGGCAGCCUAUCACUGCAGGUGUGAGCCCGGCUUCACCGGUGUGAACUGCGAGUCGGAGGUGGACCACUGCCAGCGUCACCAGUGUGCAAACGGGGCCACCUGCGUGAGUGACGCCACCGGCUACUCUUGCCGCUGUCCCGGAAACUUCACCGGAAGGUUCUGCAGAUACCUCCGAUUGCCCUCCACCGCCUGUGGGAAUGAGAAGACCAACCUCACUUGCUACAACGGUGGCAACUGCACGGAGCUCCAGGGAGAAAUGCAGUGUGCCUGCUGGCCAGGUUUUACGGGGGAACGGUGUGACAUGGACAUCGACGAGUGCGCGUCCGACCCCUGCCUCCACGGCGGCCUCUGCCAGGACCUGCGGAACGGGUUCCGCUGCGCGUGCGCGCUGGCCUUCGCCGGGCCGCGCUGCGAGCUGGACCUGGCAGAUGACUUGCUCUCGGACGUCUUCGCCGCCAUCGGUUCAGUGACAUUAGCCUUGCUGCUGAUCCUCUUUCUGGCAGUGGUGGCUUCUGUUGUUGCCUCCAACAAAAGGGCAACCCAGGGCUCCUACAGCCCGAGCCGUCAGGAAAAGGACGGCUCUCGCGUGGAGAUGUGGAGCGUGAUGGAUGCCCCUGCAGCGGAGAGGCUGAUCUAGGACCACCCUGCCUCUGGAGGAAGAGAUCCAUGCACUGUGAACGAGACACUUGCCUCUGAGUGCUCUUCUGAUGCACCUGGAGACAUCAGUUCACAACCGGGAGAAGAACUCCCUUGACCACCAUACGGAUGUUCAUAGUGGUUCAAGUUGAAAUCAUUGUUUUGUUGUAUUAUAUUAGCCAAUCACAGAAUGGUGUUUCUUGUGCCAAUAGUUUUCGCCUCAUAAUUUAGCAAAAAUGCCUGCCCAAGGACGUGUCUUCUGGGAAAAGCUCCAGUGCCUGACGUCUACAGUCUUCACUCUGUGCAACCUGGGGACGGGUUUUUAGUUUGCCCAUUCACUGGAAACUGCACCAUUUCACACAGAAACUACAGAAGAAGUAGGUACAUUUCUCACUCUUCCUAUCAGGUGGUGAAAGGUUUUAGUUUGUACCAGUGAAGAGAUGCACAUGGUUUGUCCUUCAGUCAUGGAUUCUAGAAAGUCGUGGGAAUAACCUGUGGUUAAAAAGCAGUCCAGUGUCCACAAAUAAAAAUUGAAAUGUGA
Messenger RNA from Odocoileus virginianus texanus, 5202 nucleotides. The record is from RefSeq and is a predicted model, not a curated record. Lineage: Eukaryota; Metazoa; Chordata; Mammalia; Artiodactyla; Cervidae.